Messenger RNA from Silurus meridionalis, 2703 nucleotides. It is a transcript of the gene dcaf11, whose product is annotated as ddb1 and cul4 associated factor 11. The record is from RefSeq and is a predicted model, not a curated record. Gene Ontology annotation, cellular component: Cul4-RING E3 ubiquitin ligase complex. Gene Ontology annotation, biological process: proteasome-mediated ubiquitin-dependent protein catabolic process. NCBI's taxonomy places the organism in Eukaryota, Metazoa, Chordata, Actinopteri, Siluriformes, Siluridae. Bases 532 to 2166 code for a protein of 544 amino acids. The transcript is spliced from 16 exons. Gene Ontology annotation, molecular function: protein binding.
UAUUCCACCGAUCCGUUAUUCUAGAGAUAUGCUUUUUGUAUCCCGAUUAAAAAAAAUACAUUUAUUUUUAAACACUAUUAAAACAAAAAACAACAACAACAUCAAAAAAGGCUCCUUUCCCAAAUCUCGCGUGUUCUCGCGAUAGCUGCGGUGUCGCGAUAAAGCUGCCAGAAGAGCAGAGUGUUCUACUGCGCUCCGUAAACAACAUGGCGUUUCCCGGACUCGGCUGGAGCUGAGACAGCGCAGUUGACAGCGGACAUCUGAGCGAGAGAAGCAGGAGCCGUGUCUCAGGGCAAUCGGAGAAGGAGCAGGCAGGUUGCCUUCAACUACGGAUCGCUGCCGAAAAGCAGAUCAAGUGCAGAAAAGGGUCAGAAAUAACCCACGGACUGGCCUUUGUAAACAAGAAGACGCAUUUCCAGGUUGCAGCCAAUAAACAAACAAACAAUACAGACACCAUUCCUGAUCAACUAGUAACAGCUCUGCGGUAGGAUUUCUGCUCAUUUGAAUCAUCAUUUGUCUGGUGCUCGGUCUAUGGGCUCCCAGUCCAGUUCUGGCAUGUCCGGUCGCGGCUCAAGCGGAAACCCGGACCAGUCAGAACCCGAAUCGAACCAAAACCAGGCUACUACGACCCAGAGGACCCGCAGGGGAACCGAGAGAGCGUCGGCAUCUGAGGAGGACGUUGAUCUAGCGCAAGUGCUGGCGUACCUGCUGAGGAGGGGCCAGGUGAGGCUGGUCCAUGGCAGUGGAGCGACAGGGUUACAGCUUGUCCAGUCCAUAUCGGAUUCGGACGAGGACAGCGAUGGAGCAUGGGAGGGACGGCUAGGACAUCGCUACGAUCCUCCUGUGGAUUCACAUCCAGACACUCAGGAGCUGGACCGCAGCGAGAUCCGCACUCAGAUCCUAUUAGCCACAGCGUCCUCACACCUGAAAAAGCAGCACAGCUUCACACACAUGCUUAAUCAGCGGGAACAGGGUCGCUGUCGUGGGUCUGGUUUCUCUCAUGGGGAAUGCAGCCGUAUUCGCUCACAUUUCCUGCCCAACCAUGUAGCCCACAAAGACACCUAUCAGCAGAAGGCGUUUUGCGGCGUGUACAGCGAAGAUGGAAACCUUUUCCUCACUGCUUGUCAAGAUCAGAAUAUUCGGCUGUACGACACCAGUCGUGGUAGAUUCCACCUGAAGCGCACCAUGAAGGCCCGAGACGUAGGCUGGAGUGUGUUAGACGUGUGUUUCACGCCUGAUUCGCGCUCUGUUCUCUACUCCAGCUGGUCUGAUUUCAUCCAUGUGUGCAAUAUAGAUGGCGAGAGUGAAACGCACACCGCUCUGGAACUCAAUCCAGACGAAAGAAGGUUCUGCGUUUUCUCGCUCACAGCCUCAAUGGACAGCAGAGAAGUUCUAGGCGGAGCGAACGACGGCUGUUUGUAUGUAUUUGACCGCGAGCUGAACAAAAGAACUUUGAAAAUCGACGCUCACGAGGAUGACGUGAAUGCCGUGGCGUUUGCCGACGUCUCGUCUCAGCUGCUGUUCUCGGGCAGCGAUGACGCGCUGUGUAAAGUGUGGGACAGACGCACACUAAGAGAACACUCACCUCAACCAGUCGGGGUGUUGGCAGGACACCGAGACGGAAUCACUUUCAUACACAGCAAGGGUGAUGCUCGGUAUCUGAUCAGUAAUUCAAAGGAUCAGACGAUUAAGCUAUGGGAUGUGAGGAAGUUUUCUCCCAAAGAAGGCCUCGCUGCAUCCAGACUCGCCGUCACACAGCAGAACUGGGACUAUCGCUGGCAGCAGGUCCCACAGAGAGCUUUAAAGAGGCACAAACUGACCGGUGAUACAUCCGUGAUGACAUAUCGAGGUCACGGCGUUCUUCACACGCUCAUCCGCUGCCGUUUCUCCCCCGAGUUCAGCACAGGGCAGAAGUUCAUCUACAGCGGCUGCUCGACCGGGAAAAUCAUCAUUUAUGACGUGCUGACGGGCCAGGUUGUGUCCAGGCUGACCGGGCACGAGGCGUGCGUGAGAGAUGUCAGCUGGCAUCCGUACCAGGAUAACAUCAUUAGCAGCUCUUGGGAUGGUGCAAUUCGCUUGUGGGAGCACAGGCACACUCACCUGCUGGAUAAAGACAGAGACCGGGCGAACGAAUGGAGGCCAGAAGAGAAGAUGGAGGAAAAGUGACCUGGCUGCGAGUUUGCUGUGUGUUUUGAAAAAUAGUUUUUUCUGCUGGCCAAAAGAAUAAAACUGCACAAAAAAACCCAACAACAGGGCAACACACAAGCUCAGUAAUGUAUAAUACGCACACUAGAGAUCUUUUUACUUUAAUUGCAAAACUCUGGGAUUCCGGCUGAAACCUGCUCUCGUGAUAAAGUUACUCACGAUGACAUUAUUGCAUCACUUAUAGUAAUAAUAGUGAUAAAAAUUAUAAUGAUAAUGUUGUUGCUUUUUGUCUCCCUGUGAGAGAAAACAGCUUUAAAAAAAACCAUAUUGAAAUGGUAAAGCUGAAUAAUAUAAACCAUUGUAAUAGUGUUCAUGUUCAUUAUUAAGGGAAAUGUUAUUUUGGAGUGUAAUGUGAAAGAAUGACCAAUAGAAAUGUGCGUAAGUGUGUGAAAGAGAGGUGUGUCUGAAUAUAUGUCACUGAAAUUAGUUUCCUGCAAAUCUCCAGAGUGCGUUUGUAAAUAAUUCACGAAGUUAAUUAAAAUCCUUUUUCAGGCUCGA